AUAUGUAAGUACUGGCCAUGGGCUAAGCGAGUCACUUCAGAGCAAAACAAGAUGGCAUUAACUGAUACAAAACCAGCCUUGUCACUCAUGCAUGGAAAAUCGCACAGUUGGAACUGUCAGGUUAUUUGGAGUGGAAGAUGGCAAGAAGGUGCUGCUGCAACUCCUGGGGAGGAAGUUGAACAAAUCAACAGCUAUCUCUCCAGACUUGGAUCCACCACCAAGAAUAUGAUAGCAUCAGGUCGCGAGGAUUGCAUCACUGAGCAUCUAUUGAGUUGGAAUAAGCGAAAAAUUUGUAAUCUACCUAAGCUGUUGGUUCUUCGCCUGAAAAAGACGGAAAAGAAACUCGCCGAUGCGAAAACGGAACUUGCUACGUAUGCACGUGAGAUUAAUUUAUCAGACGCUGAUUUGGAUGCCUCAGUUGUGUCAUGGAAAAGAGAUGUUCAGCAGUUUGCUACUGAACAAAAAGCAGGAAAAAAUGUUGACGUUGGGGAUUUAGGAGAAUUCUACCUUUUACAUCAUGUGGUACAAAAUGCUCAACAACUAAAUACGUUUAUAAAACAAAGCAGUUGAAUAAGAACAUGGAAAGAUUGCGUGUUUUGUCGUCCGAGCUUUUGAAUUCCACUGUAACAGAGGAGGAGCUUCUAGCUCGGGGGAAGGUUGAACUUGCGAAAGUAACAUUGUCCAGGUUGCAGAGAAAAUUGGAGAUGCUGUACUUUUCCAUUACGAGGCGGAUGAAGGAGAUUUCGGCGCUUGCUGAUUCUAGUAAAAGGAGAUCAUCUAUGCGAGCAAAAUGCUCAAGG
Dendronephthya gigantea is the source of this 800-nucleotide messenger RNA. RefSeq lists its product as uncharacterized. Lineage: Eukaryota; Metazoa; Cnidaria; Anthozoa; Malacalcyonacea; Nephtheidae. The record is from RefSeq and is a predicted model, not a curated record. The transcript has 7 exons. Bases 52 to 570 code for a protein of 172 amino acids.